AUGGCUCUCAACGCUGCAUCUCACAACGUCACUGGCGACCCAACAGGCUCCCCUUCAGGCCCUCCUCCACCAGUCUCCGCAGACAUCGUUUCCACCGCUCAAGAUGCAGCCAAGAAGGAUGCGCUGGGCAACAAUGUGCCCGGUCAGGAUCAACAGAAUAAUGAAAACGGGCAGACCGUGAUGGGUGCUGCAGGAAAGCCAAAAACUGCCAAAGAAAUCGAGAAAGAGCGUAAGAAGGCCGAAAAACUCGCCAAAUUCCUAGAAAAGCAAUCCAAACAGCAAGCACCCGCAGCAGACGCAGCCUCGAAAGCCCCGAAGAAAGAAAAGGUCAAAAAAGCCGCCGCCGCCGACGCCUACGAGCCGCAAAAGAUUGAGUCUGGCCGCUACGAGUGGUGGGAAAGUCGGGGUUACUUCAAACCUGAAUUUACGAAAGAUGGCAAAGUCAAACCAGAAGGCAAAUUCGUCAUCCCAAUCCCCCCUCCCAACGUCACGGGCUCGUUGCACAUGGGACAUGCUCUCACCAACUCACUGCAAGAUACCAUGAUCCGGCAUGCAAGAAUGAAAGGGAAGACUACCGCGUGGAUUCCGGGAUGCGACCACGCCGGCAUUGCAACACAAACUGUUGUAGAGAAGAUGCUGUAUAAGCUGGAAGGCAAGACUCGACAUGAUAUCGGCCGAGACGCCUUGCUUGAGAAGAUCUGGACCUGGAAGGAGAAGUACCAUCAGAAUAUCACCAAUCAGCUGAAGCGUCUUGGCGGUUCAAUGGAUUGGACUCGAGAGGCUUUCACCAUGGACGAAAACCUUUCGCUUGCGGUGCGCAAGACGUUCAUCGAUCUCUUUGAGGAAGGCAUCAUCUACAGGGCCAACCGCUUGGUGAACUGGUGCUCUGCAUUGAGCACCUCUCUUUCCAAUCUCGAAGUCGACAACAAAGAAUUAAAAGGUCGGACGAAGCUGAAGGUUCCAGGCUAUGACAAGAUGAUCGAGUUUGGUGUCCUGACAUACUUCAAAUACCCCAUCAGUAAAGAAGGCGAUGACUCUCAUAAGAUGUCCACUUCGUCUGACAGAUUCAAGGGUUACGAAUUCAUUGAGAUUGCAACAACUCGUCCCGAGACCAUGCUCGGUGAUACGGGCAUCGCUGUACAUCCUAACGACAAGAGGUAUCAGCAUCUCGUGGGCAAGACUGUGAUCCACCCCUUCCUUCCUGACCGAAAGAUUGUGAUCUUUGCAGAUGAGGAAGUGGAGAUGGAUUUCGGUACUGGGGCUGUGAAGAUUACACCUGCACACGACCCCAACGAUUUUCUUAAAGGCAAUAAGCACAACCUCGAGUUCAUCAACAUCCUCAAUGACGAUGGUACGCUGAACGACAAUGCCGGCCCCUUUGCAGGACAAAAGAGAUUUGACGUCCGUUACGGCGUAAUCAACGCUCUGAAGGAGCUUGACCUCUACACCAAACAAGAGGACAACGCCAUGACGAUUCCGAUGUGUUCGAGGAGCAAGGAUGUGGUUGAGCCCGUAAUGAAACCCCAAUGGUGGAUGAAGAUGACGGAUCUUGCCAAAGCCGCGGACGAGGCCGUUCUGGACGGACAGAUUCUCAUCAAACCCGAGUCCGAGUCUCGACGAUUCCACCAAUGGAUGCAAAAUAUCCAGGAUUGGUGUAUCUCUCGACAGCUGUGGUGGGGACACCGUGCACCGGCAUAUUUCAUUGAGCUCGAAGGGGAAGACAGUGAUGAAGGCGACGACAAUUUCUGGGUUUGUGCUUACGAUGAGCAAGAGGCACGUGCCAAAGCAGAGAAGAAAUUUCCAGGCAAGAAGUUCACUCUCAGAUGGGACGAAGAUGUGCUGGACACCUGGUUCUCGUCUGCUCUCUGGCCUUUCUCGACACUGGGCUGGCCAAAGGAGACCCUGGAUAUGAGAGAGUUAUAUCCCACAUCCAUGCUCGAAACUGGCUGGGACAUUCUCUUUUUCUGGGUGGCCCGUAUGGUCAUGCUGGGGUUGAAGCUGACUGGCAAAGUUCCAUUUACUGAAGUCUACUGCCACUCAUUGAUCCGAGACGCUGAAGGACGAAAGAUGUCGAAGUCGUUGGGCAACGUCAUUGACCCCCUGGACAUUAUUAGAGGCAUUACAUUGGAAGACCUCCACAAAACUCUCUAUGCCGGCAAUCUGGACACAGCUGAGAUUGAACGGGCUAAAGCGUAUCAAAAGUCGGCUUUCCCCAAGGGCAUCGAGGAAUGUGGUGCUGACGCACUGCGGUUCACCCUAGUCAAUUAUACCACUGGCGGAGGUGACAUUGCUUUCGAUAUCAGAGAAAUUGAAGCCAAGCGACGAUUCUGCAACAAGAUCUAUCAAGCCACCAACUUUGCCCUCGGUAGACUAGGUGGGGACUUCGUACCGGAUGUCAAGUCGACAGACAACGAACCGAAAUCGCUGUCCGAGAAAUGGAUCCUACACAGACUCAAUGCUGCGGCUAAAGAGGUCAACGAGGCCAUCGAGGGGCGCGAAUUCUCCGUGGCUGCCGGUACUCUGUAUCAGUAUUGGUUCACUCAGCUCUGCGAUACGUUCAUCGAGAACUCCAAAUUCAUCUUGACUCCUGAAGCAUCAGACGAUGUGCGGAAGUCAGCACAGCAAACCCUCUACACCGCUCUUGAAGGAGGUCUAUUGCUGAUGCAUCCACUGAUGCCCUUCUUGACCGAACACCUGUGGCAGAAAUUACCUCGGCGCAAGUAUGACAAGACCGAGAGUAUAAUGGUUGCUAAAUACCCCGAGUAUACCGAGAAGCUCGACAACCCCAAGCAAGCCGAGGAGUAUGAGUUCGUCAUGGCCAUUGCUACUGGCAUUCGAAGCUUGCUAUCACAGUAUGGAUUCAAGGAGCCGGGAGACCUGAUCAUUCAGACCUACUCGGAGACGGCUUUCCGGACUGUCUCUGACGAACGGACAUCACUCAAGUCCCUAGGUGGAAAGUACGCCGGCGAAAUUGAGGUUCUCCCUCCUAGUGCAGCUUCCCUCCCCCCUGCUGGCUGUGCACUUCAGAGCAUCAAUGCAGAUGCAGCGGUGUAUUUGAAGGUGGCUGGCAAGGUUGAUCUCUCCGAGGAGCUCCAGAAGCGUGCCAAGGGUGUUGAAGACGCCAAAGCACGACUAGAGAAGAGCAAGAAAAUCAUGAGUGCCGCCGGAUGGGAAAAGGCUAGCCCAGAAACGAAGAGAAAGGAACAGGAGAAGCUCGAGGAUGCCGAGAGCGAGGUGACGAGGUUACAAGAAGCCAUCAAAGACCUGGAGCGGUUGCAGCUGGAGGGCUAG
This is a messenger RNA of Exophiala spinifera, 3291 nucleotides long. Its product is annotated as valine-tRNA ligase. Gene Ontology annotation, molecular function: valine-tRNA ligase activity; aminoacyl-tRNA deacylase activity; ATP binding. Gene Ontology annotation, cellular component: cytosol. The record is from RefSeq and is a predicted model, not a curated record. NCBI's taxonomy places the organism in Eukaryota, Fungi, Ascomycota, Eurotiomycetes, Chaetothyriales, Herpotrichiellaceae. Bases 1 to 3291 code for a protein of 1096 amino acids. Gene Ontology annotation, biological process: valyl-tRNA aminoacylation. The transcript has 3 exons.